Messenger RNA from Mycena citricolor, 343 nucleotides. Lineage: Eukaryota; Fungi; Basidiomycota; Agaricomycetes; Agaricales; Mycenaceae. The record is from the annotation of a GenBank genome assembly.
AGAGACUGUCUCAGUCGCCGCCAGUAAUUGAUUCCCGCGCUGUAAUGUUAAGAUCCAGUCGUCGAAGCGUUUGGGUCGGUACGUUUUCUUCGGUUAACAAAAUAUGUCUGGUCUCGCCUGGUCUGGUCUGGUCUCGUCUCGUCUCGUACGGUCCGGCCUACAUAGCGAGCGGAACGAUCCUUCGAGGAGUACUUGCGUGCGAUCAUCCUCUUGAUAGCCUGGUGGAGCCAGGAAGACCGCUUGGAAGCCCACAGUCGCACGCAGCCGUUUAUCCGAGUUCGUCGUAACCAUGCAUGCAACAUGUAUGAUUUGCGUCUGGCGGAGAGUUCCGUACCGAUGUGGC